CUCCAGGUCACUGGCCCACGGUCACCAGAAGCUGAGCCCGGGGUGGGGGUGGCCUACUGCUGCCGCAGCCAGGAGCUCUCCCAGGCAGCUGCUGUGCUGCAUCGGGCAGCAUCCGGGAGUGGCUCUGGAGCCUGACUACCAGAAGAGCAGCCGAACAGCCAUGGGGAGCCAGGCCGGCACAGCAGGAGGACAGAGCCCCAUGCUCAGCUAACGUGAGUUGUGAUCAUGGCUAUUGACUGGUUUGGUUUUUGUUAUGCGGCAGUGGUGGCUCUUGGCGGUGUUGUAGGAUAUACUCGCAAAGGAAGUAUAGUCUCUUUGAUUGCUGGUCUCUUCUUUGGUUUGGUGUCUGGUUAUGGAGCAUAUUGUGUAACACGUGACUCCAGAGAUGUGAAGAUAUCAUUUUUUUCAGCUUUUAUUCUGACCAUUGUAAUGGGAAUGAGGUUCAAGAGAUCCAAGAAACUAAUUCCGGGUGGACUAAUAGCUGGUUUAAGCCUUUUGAUGAUUUUGAGAUUGGUUUUUCUGCUGCUGUAAGACACAACAGCAACUAAGGACUGAAGUAGGAGGAUCAUUUCCCUUCAACAAGCAGACAAGUACUUGAAGUAUGUCUGUCUGGUUUUUGUUUUCACUGUAAAAGUUAACAAAUGCAUCUGAAAUUUAAUUCCUCAAAUUUCUUUGAUAUGUUGAAAGAUUUUUCAAUUAAACAAGGAGGUUUUUGAUAGUUUGUAUCAUUGUUUUCAUUUAAGCAAUUUAUUGGCUGGAUUUUUUUUUCCAGAGGUGCUGAGGGGGCAAAGAAAUCAGUGGAUGUUAGAAAUGUUCUGCCCCUUUGAAACUCGAGCUAUGUAUCAGAGAUGUGUCACUAAACUAAAAAGGGGUAUAGUAUUAAACCAUAAUCUUAUAAGCUUCUAAUAUCAAGUAAUCAAUAGAAGCUCGACAUAACAUGCAAACUAAAGUCUUGUCAAUAUUGAUCAUGUAAUGCACUGUGUUUUAUCAAACAGAUGAGGGUAUAUGCUUGUGCUCCAUAUUGCACUAAAAUAUAUUUUGUUUCCAAACAUGUAAAUAUCUUCUUCCACUGGAUAGAGAAUGUAGAAAUUGUUACCAGUAAUCAAAUAAAAGAUGGAACAUUUAAA
Messenger RNA from Dermochelys coriacea (leatherback sea turtle), 1127 nucleotides. RefSeq names its product transmembrane protein 14A (gene TMEM14A). The transcript has 5 exons. Gene Ontology annotation, biological process: regulation of heme biosynthetic process. The coding region runs from base 226 to 531 and encodes 101 amino acids. The record is from RefSeq and is a predicted model, not a curated record. NCBI's taxonomy places the organism in Eukaryota, Metazoa, Chordata, Testudines, Dermochelyidae. Gene Ontology annotation, cellular component: mitochondrial membrane.